This is a messenger RNA of Tetranychus urticae (two-spotted spider mite), 1273 nucleotides long. NCBI's taxonomy places the organism in Eukaryota, Metazoa, Arthropoda, Arachnida, Trombidiformes, Tetranychidae. The record is from RefSeq and is a predicted model, not a curated record.
AUUAUUUUGGUGACAAUAACAUUUAUACUGCUUGAAUUUAACCUUAAGUCUCAUCCAUAUUGUUCAAUAUGAUGAUUUCUUGAAUUGUUUACUUUUUCAGUUCAUCAUUUUCAUUCAUUCUGGACAGUUGAUUAUGCAUCUGUUUUUAUGUGAAAAUAAUGGGAGAUUCAGUCUGUUGCUGCUAACUUUACCAUUGAUUCACCUAACAGGUCUACAAGUGGCCUGGAAAGUAGACAAUUGUCACCAACUCGUUUGUAAAAUCAAAAAAUUUUUCCAUUCAGAUGUGCUGAUAUCAACUACAGCAUGAAUCUUGUUGCUGUCAUCAUCUUUAUCACCAACUCUAUGUUGAUAGUUUCCUCUUACUCUCACCCAAGUAACCAGAUAUUUUUGUUACCCUAUGACACAGCUAACCAGCUUGGUUCAUCAAUCUUGAAUCAUGAUUUUUCUGUAAUGCCACUAAUUAAUACAACUCCUAAUCAGCUGCCUUACGAAUUGUUGAUCAACAACAAAAUAUAUUUGAUGCCAACUCAGUCAAAAGAAAAUCCUUAUGUUAUCAUCAAACCAACGUCUGACCUUUCAACUUUAACCAGCGUCAUCAAUGAAAUUCGUGCAAAGGAUUUAUCCAUAAACUUACAACCAUUUCAAUCUUAUUCAUUUAGCGAUUCAAAAAUGAACACUUUAUCAACUAAGGAUAGGAUGAAAGUUGACUUAAUACAAUCAAAGGAAAGCUCGUUUUUUGGUUUACCUGUUGAUGGGGUGAUGACAAAUGACAAUUUUGACAAGGAGAAGACAAUCGACGAAAUACGAGCUGAAUCGAUGAAUCCUUUAAUCAAGAUUAACCUUUUAAUUCGCCAUUCUGUUGGCAAGUUGAAAAAAUUGGAGGCAGCUUAUGCCAAGCAAUUAUUCCCAAACCAAGUGUUGACAAAAUUCAUACUCCGGGCUUUGCUCCAUCCUCUCAAAAGGUUCAAUACAAUAUUUGUGAUCCGUUAAUUGUGAUUGCAAUACUCAAAUUUUGACAAUUUUGAUAUAAUUAAUGACCAAUACUCAAAACCAAAAGGAUUAAUGCGAUUACUUGAUAAAUAAGACCAUUAAUUUGACCUUUUAUAAAAAAACACUUUUUUGAUGCGAUCCUGAUUAAAAGCUUAUUCAAGCUUCAAUAAGAUGAUAAUUUAACUGGAACAUUUGAAUUGGUUGUGUCAUUGUUAACCUAAUGAUCUAAUAUAACAAUGUAACCACAAUCUAAUUAAAUUAAAAUAAUCGGAUUAAUGAAACA